Messenger RNA from Aureobasidium subglaciale EXF-2481, 714 nucleotides. RefSeq lists its product as uncharacterized. The record is from RefSeq and is a predicted model, not a curated record. The transcript has a single exon. The coding region runs from base 1 to 714 and encodes 237 amino acids. NCBI's taxonomy places the organism in Eukaryota, Fungi, Ascomycota, Dothideomycetes, Dothideales, Saccotheciaceae.
AUGACACUUCCAGAGUCUCGCGCCUUCAUAACUUCCCUCAUCACAUCUCUGCAAACAGAACCACCAAGCCCAACCACUCCACCAUCCAAUCCUCUAAAACAAGCAACACCAGCGGAUCGAUCAAUCCUCUUGACCCUCCAUGUCUUAUAUCCCAAUGAGCUCCUCUCAGCACUAGAUCUUCUAGACCGAGAACUAGUAGUGCGAUUACUCCCGAUCCCUCAAACCAAGGACCCGCCACCAGCACCUGAGACGGUGGUAGAUGCAACAAAUGUCGAGCAUGGAACAAGCACUGCUCUCAACGAGAUUGUAGAAAACAUCAAGAGAGCAGACAAAGGUUACACCAAUGCUGUCUACUACGUCCGCUCAGCACAACAAACAUCAUCAAAUUCACGCUUCAGGGAUCCAGUGGCAUCGAGUACGCAUCAUGAGGUCAGAACGUCGAGUUGGAGUUGUUCGUGUCCUGCAUUCGCAUUCUCUGCUUUUCCUGCAAACCUGCCGGAAGACGAGGGAGGGGAUCAUGUUGAGCCUGUGACCGAGGGGGAGGAGCAAGAGUGGAUGGUUGGUGGCUUGUCUUUAGGGAAGGAUGUCCCAAUGUGUAAGCAUCUACUCGCUUGCGUGUUGGCUGAGAGAGGAGGGUUGUUUGGAGCAUAUGUCAAGACGAGGGAGGUUAGUGUGGAAGAACUUGCUGGAUGGGCUGCGGGAUGGGGCGGUUAA